AAUGAAAGAAAGAAGUCUGACAAAGAGCAAACGGUGUCAAAGAGGAAAUUUCGAUUCAGUAGGUGAAGAAGCAAUGAAAGCUUCAGACAUUUCGAUGAAAUCGAGCGAAGGUGAAGUCAGGAGUUUCAGUAGAACACAGAAGCCACCAUUCAGACCAGCUAAAGAUGAUACAAAACCGGUUCUCCAAGAUCCUAUACUGCGAUCGGACCCAAUUGAGACGGAGGAAGCGGUUCUGCGGCUGCCCCCUUUUCCGAUCGUCGGACCAAAACCCCAACAACACAAAUGAAAGAAAAUUUGUGACUUUGAGGGUUACCUAUAUAUUUAAUGUAAAUUUGAGAUGAAAUGGAUCUUGAGCUCAAAUUUUGUUUAGGUAAAACUCUUCAAUGAAACUCAAAUUUCACAUUUCUAGUUGUUGAGUGUUAGCAAUUGCAAUACCUUUUCAUUUUCUUUUU
Molecule: messenger RNA, 452 nt
Organism: Telopea speciosissima
Lineage: Eukaryota; Viridiplantae; Streptophyta; Magnoliopsida; Proteales; Proteaceae
Exons: 2
Coding region: 2-286 (94 amino acids)
Source: RefSeq, a predicted model, not a curated record